AAAACUUAUUGCAUUUGCUGUCAAUCAGUUGUCACUUUAAAGCUCUCUUUCUUCAAAGUUCCCAAUUUUGGCUUUUAGGUCUCCUUCCUUGUUCUCUCCACUUAAACUCUAGUGGAUUUCAAACAUUUUCCAGUUGAUCCAAUUCGAAUUUGAUUCGACUUAUACGAUAUUUGUUCCGGGUUUCCGUCAAGAUUGCAUUUUUAACCCCUUUUUUUGUCUUUGCCGACAAUUGGUAAGUGAGUUCUUGGAAGCCAUAUACAUCUUCUGCUGUUUCUUGUUUGAUUAACUUUUGCUCUUCUUGAUUUUACAACUAGUUGUUAGAAGAGAUUUCUUGUUUUCUGCUGCUUACUCUUUUGGGUUGUUGAAAGUUUGCUGAAGCAAACAAUGGAAGUUCACUUCUACAAGAAUCCAGAUUGAUUUUUCUACUUUGAGUUUCUUGUUUACAUUGCAUAUAUAUUUAUUGCUGAAAUUAACAUAUGCCUAAAAGGGAUACACAAUAAUUUUUUGGUUGUGGAAGUGGUUUGAGAUUUGAAAUUCAGUGGGUGUGGUUUAUGUUGGAGUGCUAGUUUUCAUUUGAUUUUUUGCAAAUUUUGAUCAAUGGAAAAAGGUGUUGAACACUUGAAGUCUGCUAGCAAAUCUAUGAGGGUUAAUUUGGAGAAAUCUAAAGCCUUAGGUUUAUCUCUUGAAAAAGAUAGGCCAAGAUUAGUUGAGAUUAAUCAUAGAUUGCCUUCUUUGGAGGCUGCAAUUAGGCCGAUUAGGGCUGAAAGAGAUGCUCUUGGGGCUGUUGUUGGACAUAUUAAUCGUGCUGUGGUACCUGCUGCUGCUGUUCUUAAGGUUUUUGAUGCCAUUCAUGGGCUUGAGAAGUCGUUGUCUGAUCCUGAAUCUGACAUCCCUGGGUACCUUGGUGUGCUCAAGAGGCUUAAAGAGGCGUUACGAUUUUUGGGGGAGAAUUGUGACAUGGCAAUUCAGUGGUUGGCAGACAUUGUGGAGUUUCUAGAGGAUCAUAAUGUUGCUGAUGGAAAGUUUAUUUCUAGUUUGAAGGAGGCGUUGACUUCUCUAAGGGAGUUGCAGAGUGGGGAGGAUGGGGGUCACCUCGAUGGAGGACUUCUUGAGGUUGCAUUGGAUAGAUUGGAAAAUGAAUUUAGGCGGUUACUGACUGAAAAUAGUGUUCCACUGCCAAUGUCUACUCCGGACUUACCAGGUGAGCAAGCCUGCAUAGCUCCAUCCCUUCUGCCUGUGGCUGUUAUAAAGAAGCUACAGAGUAUACUUGGCAGAUUGGUUGCCAAUAACAGGCUUGAAAAGUGUGUGUCCAUCUACGUUGAGGUACGCAGUUCAAAUGUCAAGGAAAGUUUGCAGGCACUUAAUUUGGAUUACCUCAAGAUUUCUGUCUCCGAAUUCAAUGACGUGCAGAGCAUAGAGGGGCACAUUGCUAAUUGGGGUAACCAUCUAGAGUUUGCUGUGAAACAUCUUUUAGAGGCCGAGUAUAAACUCUGUAAUGAUGUCUUUGAAAGAUUAGGAUUGGAUCUGUGGAUGGGUUGUUUCGCUAAAAUAGCAGCCCAGGCAGGUAUUCUUGCAUUCCUUCAGUUUGGAAAAACUGUUACAGAGAGUAAGAAGGAUCCAAUUAAGAUGUUAAAACUGUUAGAUAUCUUUGCAUCUUUAAACAAGCUGAGAUUGGAUUUCAAUCGUCUCUUUGGUGGAGCUGCAUGUGCUGAAAUCCAGAAGUUGACGAGGGAUCUCAUCAAGAGGGUGAUUGAUGGGGCUAGUGAACUCUUCUGGGAACUUCAGGUUCAAGUUGAAUUGCAGAGGCAAAUACCCCCUCCUCCAGAUGGUGGUGUCCCGAAACUUAUCAUCUUUAUCACCGACUACUGCAAUAAGCUGCUUGGAGAUGAUUAUAAGCCAAUUCUCACCCAAGUUUUGGGAAUUGAAAAAAGUUGGAAGCGUGAAAUAUUUCAAGAACGGCUUCUCUUUGAUGAGCUACUGAAUAUUAUGAGAGCUAUUCAGUUGAAUCUAGAGACAUGGUCCAAGGCAUACAAAGAUGAUACCUUGUCAUACGUUUUCUUGAUGAACAAUCAUUGGCAUCUUUACAAUCAUCUGAAAGGCACAAAGCUUGGUAUUAUUGUUGGAGAUUCUUGGUUGAGAGAACAUGAACAGUACAAGGAGUACUAUUCUGCCGUCUUCUUGAGAGAGAGCUGGGCUAAGCUUCCGGUUUUAUUAAGCCGGGAAGGUCUUAUUCUCUUCUCUGGUGGGCGUGCCACUGCUCGCGAUCUUGUUAAGAAAAGAUUAAAAGCUUUUAAUGAAGCUUUUGAUGAAAUGUAUAAGAAGCAGUCUAAUUGGAUCAUUCUUGACAAAGAACUAAGAGAAAAGACAUGCCAGCUCACCGCCCAGGCGAUUGUACCUGUUUAUCGGAGUUACAUGCAGAACUACGGACCAUUGGUUGAACAAGAAGGAAGUUCCAAAUAUGCAAAGUACACUGUUGAGUCUUUGGAGAAAAUGCUGAAUACUCUUUUUGUUCCAAAGCCUGCGAGACAUGGUAGUUUCAAAGUUCGAAUACCUAGCGGAAAGUUCAACAAUAGCGUUGCAGAUCAAAAUCAGACUGCGAUGCGUUAGGUAACUGUGAGUUUUUUUAUCCUCGAGACGAUUAAGGACUUAUCAAUUAGACCUAUUCAUUUCACUUAUGUAUUUACUCAAUUCAUUUAUUCACAAACUAAGCAUUAGUACCAUCUCCUGAAUUGUUGUAGCUGUUUUGUACAAUGGAUUAGCAACUUUACAAUGUUUCUUUAUAAUAAAGACAAUUUUAUCA
Solanum dulcamara is the source of this 2800-nucleotide messenger RNA. Its product is annotated as exocyst complex component EXO70A1-like. The record is from RefSeq and is a predicted model, not a curated record. Gene Ontology annotation, cellular component: exocyst. NCBI's taxonomy places the organism in Eukaryota, Viridiplantae, Streptophyta, Magnoliopsida, Solanales, Solanaceae. Bases 598 to 2607 code for a protein of 669 amino acids. The transcript has a single exon. Gene Ontology annotation, biological process: exocytosis. Gene Ontology annotation, molecular function: phosphatidylinositol-4,5-bisphosphate binding.